AUGGCCAUUGGCAUUCGACUAACGACGGAUUUGAAGUUAUGCCUUGCUCACUAUUGUGACAUCCAUGGGCCAACCCCAUUGAUGGUCACCGAAGGACUACGAAGUCCUUGUUCUGUGUGUUUUGAAGAAGCAGAUGCCACAAGUGGUGCAACAUGCAAAACAAAAGCCGAGAGUCGAACACGGUCAGGCGGCCCGACAUCAGCUCCGCAAUCGCACCCAGCUCUUGCCUUGAACGAUGCUCUGCAUGAUCUAAAUAUUGGGCGCAGCGGCUCCGCGCCAGUCUCGGAACAAGAUGCUCACUCCCAACGCGCUGCUCUGCGGCGGUCUACGGCAGCGGCUGGUAUUGCAAACUCGACGCCCAAUUCUUCGGCUCUCGAGACGCCACCAGAAAGCCCACGUCCAGCGUUCCAGCAACCACGUCGGGACUCGAGCUUUCGGCGAACCUACGACGACACCGUUACCAAGAAGCAGGUGCCUUGCGACAACUGUGCUAUGACACUGCCAAGACGGCAAACGUCUGGCGCUGCAACGGAGGAUUAUGCAACCGGGGCACAUGGUCCUACUCUGCGAACCAAGGCUCCUGUAGAGAGGGUUUUCGGAGCUGCUGGACAGACCUCCCCACCCAACUCGCAGACUUCGAGUGACACGGAUGGCGAUCGCGAGACCAGCACGCGACGUGUACGAUCUCGGAAAAUAGCGUCGACAGCCAGCAGUUCCAGAAACACGUCAUGCUCCAGCACAUCGACUUCAUCAGAGCGAGCCCCGUAUCACUUCCACUACGUCAACUACACGUCCACGCACGAACCAAUCCUAGCCGACUCUUUCUCAUUAAUCCGUGCGUCGUGCCUGCGUGCCCUGUCAUUUGAGACGCUUCCACGACCGCCAUCGACGUCUACGCCUACCUCCUCACCACAGAUCAAUACAUCGCCAUCUUUCGUCACCACGCAAAGCCCGGGAUCUGCAGCAACUGGAGGGCCCAUAUUCUUCGGAGAUGCUCUGGCAGGUUACACCACAGCAUACAUAUUCCGUAUUCCGGAUGUGCAUGCCCGCGGGCACAAGCGAGUGUAUGCCUUUCUGGCUCUGAGUACACAUAAGGAGCGAUUGGCAAUGAAAACGUUUGCCAUGAUCUCGGCGGCUUUCAGGGAUUUGGCAAUCUGGAUUCAGCAGCUAGCUGAAGUCGAGGCAGAGCGAUCAGCAACCAACUCAUCUCCUAUUGGCAGUGUAAUGUAUACCGGUGGAGGCCAACCACAACCUCAACCUUCCGCGUUCGACCCUCCCACCGCAGUUGAUCGGUCUGGCAGCAGUUUUUUGACCGGUGGGAGUGCCUUUACAAGGCGUAUGGGCGGUGGGCCUGGAGCUUCUUCAUUGAAGGCGCGUGGGCUCGCCGAGCUGGUUGGACAACCUGAUUUCUUCAUUGAGCUUCAUGGAAAGUUUGUCCAACUCCUUUUCGAAGUUGGCGUUGCUUUGAAUUCCUGA
This is a messenger RNA of Pochonia chlamydosporia 170, 1476 nucleotides long. Its product is annotated as Folliculin. The transcript has a single exon. Gene Ontology annotation, cellular component: cytosol. The coding region runs from base 1 to 1476 and encodes 491 amino acids. Gene Ontology annotation, molecular function: GTPase activator activity. Gene Ontology annotation, biological process: positive regulation of GTPase activity; positive regulation of TORC1 signaling. NCBI's taxonomy places the organism in Eukaryota, Fungi, Ascomycota, Sordariomycetes, Hypocreales, Clavicipitaceae. The record is from RefSeq and is a predicted model, not a curated record.